AUGGCCUCUUUUAUAAAACCUCAUUUUGAUUAAGUAGCUCCUUUGAUGAAGAAAUAUUAUUUUAAGGAAUAGGAGAUAUAUGGCAAUAGUUCUAUAUCUAUCCGAUAGAUUCUCAAAUUGACCAAAUCUAUAAGCCAAUAGAGGUAUUGAUAGAUUUUUUAGAUCUUUAGGGUUUAGGCCUACAGUCAUUAUGGUAUCAAUUUAAGAAUAUAUAGGAGGAAGCUACAGGUUUAAAGAUUAAUUGAAAGGUCUAUUCUUGAGAGAGAGUAAAACUAUCUAGAUUAUAGAACAAGAGAAAUAUGAUUUAGAGAUGAUAUUAGUAAACUCGAUUUACUUCCUAAUUUCUCUCAAAUAUCUUUCUAAUUUUGAUCAUCUUUAUAGACAUAAAUUUAGAUGGAGAGUUAUCAUUUGA
Molecule: messenger RNA, 412 nt
Organism: Paramecium primaurelia
Lineage: Eukaryota; Ciliophora; Oligohymenophorea; Peniculida; Parameciidae
Source: the annotation of a GenBank genome assembly